AUGUUUGGAGAAUCGCUGGAGGAAGAGUAUGAUGGCACGGGGGCCUCUUACUCUCAAGAUGGCUCGACCUUCUUGGAUUUAUUUGAUGCCGAUGAAUAUGCAGAAUGCAGGGUAGACAACCUCUACUAUCCUUUCACAUCCAAAGAAGAGUGGGAAGUUGCUGAUUAUCUCCUGCGCUCGUUCCUCAGCAUGGCAGCAAUAGAUGAAUUUUUGAAGCUUUCAAUGGAUUGCAGCUUUCAUUCAAAAAUGCCAAAGAACUAUGAAGCCAUGCUGAAAUACUCCCUAGCGGACCAGGCUGGAAAUGCCAGACUAUCUCCAUCCAUCCUACCAAGUCUCCAAUCCAACUCUUUUGGAGGGACCCCAUGGAAUGCUUGGAAAGCUUUUUCAGUAAUCCACUGUUUCAUGACAAGCUUGAUUUUAUCCCUUGCCGUGUUUACAAAACAGCAGAGCGGCUUUUGCAUGUAUAUUUGGAAUGGUUUACGGGAUAUUCUGCUUGGGAAAUGCAAACACAACUUCCCAGAGCUCUCCUUCCAAUUCCAAAGUAUCUACAUCCCAAUCAAUGAAUGCAGGCCAUUGAUGAAAGCUGCUGAAGUUGGGAUUAUGAUGUCCAAUCUGGUAGGAAACAUCCACCAUUGCUUUACCCUUCUCGCAGCAUACAUUGUUGAUACCCCAGAGGCAGCCAUGCUUGCAUAUGUGCAUGGAAAGACCUCUCCUUUCACCAUGGCCUUGUAUUUUCAGUUUGGGUAUAAUUUCCAGCACCCUGCUUGUACGUGCUCCAUCACUCUUGGACAGCUCACUAACAUCACGGUCAAUCCUGAUGACCUGGAGGCUUAUUUUGAGGCUUGUGCUGACUCGCAGCUGAACGGCAUAUCCCUCCAUCUUUCUGAUGCCAGAAUCAUUGCACCAUUGGCACGAAAGAAUUUUAUGACCACAAUCUUCAGUGCACAGUGUCCUGCACCCAAUGACGAUAUCUUGGUGUGUAUCAACCAAUCUUUGUCGUCCUUUCAUGAACACAAAGACGUUAUCUUGAUUUUAGGCGCGUGGAUGGGCACAAAGAAACCUAUUGAAAAUUGGCAUAUUCCUAAGCUUGAGCUCCUACAGAGCAUCACUUCCAGCAUGCGCAAAGUUGGCACCCUCAUACAGUGGUCUGCAGAUGCUACCAAGCAUGCACACAUUUCCGAAAUCAAGGAACCUGCCUGGCAAACAAAUAAUAAGGAUUAUGACCCGCAGAUCUGUCGUCAUCUUGAUUGGGAGGAGAAGUUGCGGUGUUUUGCAAUUGCCACAUCACUCAAGAGCCAUCCUGCAUCCCGUGAUCCUAAUUUUAGGGCCGAAGACAUUCUUGAGGAGGAUGACCUGGACAAUGGAGAUGAACAGGAAACAAAUGAUCCGCGAAUGGCACUCCUUGAGGAGAUGAACCACACUCGUGUUGCAACCAAUUAUUUCCACAAAGCCAGGAAAAUGGCUACUCAUGAUGUGAGAGAGAGAGGAAUAGUUCAUGGGGUGGGGGGUCCAAGACAAAGACCGUCAAUCGAUUGUCUACCAAUCCUUCCAUUCAACCAUGUUCAAUUAUGGGACACAGUUCACCUCCAGCACACAUCUUUCCAUAAUCCCAAUAUUGUGUUGCUGGCUCAAACUAUCCAUGCCUCUCCUCCUGGCCCUGGGUGGCCAAAAGGUCUAUCAGGUUCUCGUAUCGCUUGGCAAGAUCAGUACCUUUGUUAUGUGUGGCAUCUCAACAUUGGCCCCUGCGAUCCUGCCACUGGGGUGCAUGUGUUGAAGUGUGCAAAGCAUGCAGAUGGUACCCCUAUUGGUAGUAUCAUUCCUCUUUGCCAACUCUGUGCAUUUAUUAGUAUCAUCCCUCACCUGGGGGAUGCGGCGGAUGUACAAUUGACUUCAGCUACAUCUACACAUUACUCCCAAGAGUUUUUUUGA
Suillus fuscotomentosus is the source of this 1929-nucleotide messenger RNA. RefSeq lists its product as uncharacterized. Bases 1 to 1929 code for a protein of 642 amino acids. NCBI's taxonomy places the organism in Eukaryota, Fungi, Basidiomycota, Agaricomycetes, Boletales, Suillaceae. The record is from RefSeq and is a predicted model, not a curated record. The transcript is spliced from 10 exons.